AUUUUACCUGUUGACCUGUUUACGGCCUCAUCGUGGCUCUACACUCAACAGAAGCCUUAAUGGCUGCCGGUUUCCUUAAGUCGGGCGAUUUGGGCCCUCAUCCGCACAGCUAUGGUGGGCCACAUCCGCAUCAUUCCGUGCCACAUGGACCAUUGCCGCCGGGCAUGCCAAUGCCAUCACUGGGACCCUUUGGUUUACCCCACGGCUUAGAGGCCGUCGGGUUCUCCCAAGGUAUGUGGGGUGUCAACACCCGUAAACAGAGACGUGAACGCACCACAUUUACCCGGGCCCAGCUGGAUGUAUUGGAAUCUCUAUUUGGCAAAACACGUUAUCCUGACAUUUUUAUGCGCGAGGAGGUGGCAUUGAAAAUUAAUUUACCCGAAUCCAGAGUACAGGUUUGGUUCAAAAAUCGCCGUGCCAAGUGCCGUCAACAGUUGCAACAACAACAGCAAUCCAACAGUUUAAGCAAUUCCAAAUCGGUCAACUCCAGUUCCGGCUCCUGUUCAUCGUCGUCCUCAUCUCGCAAUGCAUCGAAUAGCUCGGGCAGCAACUCCAACUCAACGAAUUCCUCUUCGAAAUCAAAUAAUCAUCACUCCUCGUCCUCCUCCUCGUCGGCCAACAACAACAACGGCAAUAAGAAUUCAUCGAAUUCGAAUAAUCCCAAUUCCGGCGGUCCCGGUUCAUCAUCGGCCGCCGCGGCUGCAGCUGCUGCCGUAGCACAAUCCAUCAAAUCGCAUCACAGUUCCUUCCUUAAUGCAUCCAGCUCUGCCACAUCCGCCGUUACACCCACCAGCUCCGCAGCCGCUUCCCAUAUGCAUCACAUGAGUGCCAAUAGCCAUGCGGCGGCGAAUGCUGCGGCCAGUGCGGCCGGCCUCAAUACAUCAGGUGGCGGUGCGGCACAUCACAAUUCCUCUCCACUGCUGCCCACACCUGCCACCUCCGUCAGUCCUGUGAGUAUUGUUUGCAAAAAGGAACACAUCGGCUCCAGCGGAUAUCCCGUAUCGAAUGCCGAUGCCUUAAGGGCUGCCUCCUAUGACACGCUCAAAGAGUCGGGAGGUGAUAUUGGCAGCAGUGCUCACCAUCACAGUAUCUAUGGUACGGCUGCAUCGGCGAAUCCACGCCUACUCCAGCCCGGUGGCAAUAUCACACCCAUGGAUUCGAAUUCCAGCAUUACCACACCCUCACCGCCCAUUACUCCCAUGUCCCCGCAAUCGGCAGCCGCUGCCCAUGCUGCUCAAUCAGCUCAAUCGGCCCAUCACUCGGCGGCCCAUUCCGCUGCCUACAUGUCUAAUCAUGAUUCCUACAACUUUUGGCACAACCAAUAUCAACAGUAUCCCAACAACUAUGGCCAGGCACCCAGCUACUAUUCCCAGAUGGAAUACUUCAGCAAUCAGAAUCAGGUCAACUACAAUAUGGGACAUUCGGGCUAUUCGGCCGCAUCGAAUUUCGGAUUGUCGCCGAGUCCCUCGUUUACGGGCACCGUUUCGGCCCAGGCCUUUUCGCAGAAUAGCCUAGACUACAUGACACCUCAGGACAAGUAUGUGAAUAUGGUGUAGAAUCUGCUGAUGCAAUAUUGCGGCGGCAAAUCGGAUGAUGAUGCCAAUGGAAUGGCCAGUAGUGAGCACCACCGCAUCAAUUCGGAUUAUGCUUAGAUUUUGUAAAAAUAA
This is a messenger RNA of Musca vetustissima, 1667 nucleotides long. RefSeq names its product homeotic protein ocelliless (gene oc). Gene Ontology annotation, cellular component: nucleus. The transcript is spliced from 3 exons. Gene Ontology annotation, biological process: regulation of transcription by RNA polymerase II. The record is from RefSeq and is a predicted model, not a curated record. NCBI's taxonomy places the organism in Eukaryota, Metazoa, Arthropoda, Insecta, Diptera, Muscidae. Gene Ontology annotation, molecular function: DNA-binding transcription factor activity, RNA polymerase II-specific; RNA polymerase II cis-regulatory region sequence-specific DNA binding. The coding region runs from base 60 to 1556 and encodes 498 amino acids.